Molecule: messenger RNA, 1428 nt
Organism: Dibothriocephalus latus
Lineage: Eukaryota; Metazoa; Platyhelminthes; Cestoda; Diphyllobothriidea; Diphyllobothriidae
Source: the annotation of a GenBank genome assembly
AUGGAAGACUCUCUUGCUAAUGCUUCUCCGUUGGGAAAGCUUCCGAGAUGUGUAUUUUGUGGAAUGGACGGCUCGGCCAAGUUUGGACAAGGCGAACUUUGCCGAUUUCGUACUUCCAGGAAUCCUGUUCGUCUUCCAGAAUGACUAGACGGAAAACCUGCGCUAAGCGGGCUCCCGAAUGCAUUCGCUGACUCUGAAGGCCGGCCGUUUGGUUUUAUCGACGAGCUCAAUACCAUGGGCUGGCCCAUUUCCCCAAACCCUGACGAACAAUUACAACUCGAGUGCCUUCUUUUAGCCUGUGCACCAAGGGAAGGUGGUGAAGGCAGUUGGUAUUUUGCACACCAUUGCUGUGCUUCGUGGUCUGAUGGUGUAGUUAUGAACGAACAGAAAUUGUUCGAAGGAGUUGAGGAAGCUGCACUUCGUGCAAUGCACACCGUGUGUGCUCUAUGUUUGCGACGGGGGGCCAGUCUUACUUGCCGCGCUGACGGUUGCACUCGAAGUUUCCAUUUUCCCUGCGCGGCUGGCGCUGGUUGCUACCAGGAAGUACGGACUUUGGAGAUUUUCUGUCCUUCGCAUCUUGAUCACGCCAUAGCUUUCGGUAUGUCUCAGUUUUCUUUCGAUCUACUCAUGCUCUCCUACUUGCUGACAAAUGAUCAGAAGACAGUGGAGUUCUGCAGGGCUAAUACUAUACGCAUCACAGUUUCAGGCCAUAGUAAGACUUGGUUUGCUCUUGGCCUCUCCUCUCCCCUGCCUUGCUCUUUCCGAUUGUUCAACGUCCUCCUUCCCUGUACUUCUUUCAGUGAGAGCAAGGACGAAACGAAAAUGCUUGUUUGUGAUGUUUGUGAUAAGGGCUUUCACACGUACUGUCUCAAGCCUCCGGUAACAAAUAUACCCAAAAAUGGCUUCAAAUGCGAUCGCUGUAGGGUUUGUACAGACUGUGGUCUUCGCCGUUUCUCCUCCAAAGGUGCUGGCAACUCUGUCGGUGAAGCAUCAGACCUUCCAAACCAGGGUGCAUCCGCUACGGCCUCCCUGCGGACCAGCCCGAACAUGGGUGGGAGUAGCAGUUGUUGUGGUGAUGUCGGUGACGACGGCAGUGUCAGUCUUGGGGGGGUGCCAAACUCAGUCGGCGUCUCCUUCGGCCAGAGCGAAGGCAGUCCCUGGGGGCACACCAGCUCCAGUAUUCAAGAGGUCUCCGACGCACUCAAUACUGCAAACGCCAUAUUUGAUGACAAUGUUACCGUAGCAAACUCAGUGUCCAGCAACUUGUCGCUCUCAUCAAGCGUCUCUCAGCCGACCGCCACCAAGACCCUAAGUGCAAAGCGCAACACUAACUCCACCACAACCUCUGGGGGAACACGUGCCAGGAGGAACAAAAAUCGAAAGGCCGGGACGGUAAGUUCCCCUCCCAAAAGCAUGGCUGCUGUCUAA